AUGACGUUGAAAUUCAGAGCCGUCCAGUACUCUGGCAGUUGCGACCCGUUGCUCAUUAAAGAGGACCAAUUGGAUGUUUCCAAGGGCCCCGAUGGCUCCUUCCAGGUGGACCCAACAAAAGUGCUAGUGAAGAUUAAGUGUGCUGCGUUGAACCCUGUCGAUCUCGUUACAAAGAACACCACACCGCUUCCUCUCGCUUACAAGACGAAGGGAAUUGGAUAUGACUAUUCUGGUGUUGUGGUGGGGAUUGGUAAGGAGGCAGAGAAGAAGACUGGGGUGAAGAUUGGCAGCAAGGUCUGUGGUAUGUUCCAGGAGGUCUUGGGCCGAGGAACUUUGGCCGAGUACGCUCUUAUGGAUACGGCCACGUCGUCGGGAGCCAGUAUUCACGAGUUCCCUGAAGGUCUUACCUUCCAGGAGGCAGCAUCGUACCCUUUGGUUUUGGGCACUGCUGUGCUCAUGUUCUCCAAGAUCCAGAAGGCAAACAAGAAACGCAGAAUCCUUAUUUUGGGCUCGGGAACUACCGUUGGUAAGCUCUGUGUUCAGAUUGCUAAGAACGUACAUGGCUUCGAGGAUGUUGUAACCACGUGUUCGCCCAAGUCAGUAGACUUGGUGAAGCUGCUCGGUGGCAACACCUGGAUUGACUACACUGCAUGGGAUCUGAUUUUGGAUCCUGUGCUCGAGCUUGUGGGCAUGAAAGGCAAGUUUGAUGUUAUCUUUGAUUGCGCUGGCAACUCUGACUUGUUCCCUCAGAUUCAGAAUAUUUUGGUAGGAAAGAAGGAAGGCGGUACGUACGUUACCAUUUCGGGCGACUACAAGUACUCCUUUUCACUGCCAACUGUUUUGCAGCUCAUUUGGAACAACAUUGGUCUUCCAAAGAGAUUGGCUGAGAGCAAGGUGGGCUACUUGGACUAUACCUAUGCGUUUGUUGGUGUGAUCAAAUCUAUGUACCCAUGGCAGAAAGAAUGUCAGCAGUACCUUGGAGAGAAGAAGGUCAAACUCACUAUAGACAGCGUCUACCCAUUCGUGGAGUUUGAUCAGGCUUAUAAGAGGCUUGGCUCCAACCGAGCCAACGGUAAGGUUGUGGUGAAUGUUGAAGACGAUGUUUAG
Candidozyma haemuli is the source of this 1107-nucleotide messenger RNA. RefSeq lists its product as uncharacterized. Gene Ontology annotation, cellular component: mitochondrion. The transcript has a single exon. NCBI's taxonomy places the organism in Eukaryota, Fungi, Ascomycota, Pichiomycetes, Serinales, Metschnikowiaceae. Bases 1 to 1107 code for a protein of 368 amino acids. Gene Ontology annotation, molecular function: oxidoreductase activity. The record is from RefSeq and is a predicted model, not a curated record.